Sinocyclocheilus rhinocerous is the source of this 476-nucleotide messenger RNA. It is a transcript of the gene ube2al, whose product is annotated as ubiquitin conjugating enzyme E2 A, like. The record is from RefSeq and is a predicted model, not a curated record. The transcript has 6 exons. Bases 132 to 476 code for a protein of 114 amino acids. NCBI's taxonomy places the organism in Eukaryota, Metazoa, Chordata, Actinopteri, Cypriniformes, Cyprinidae.
CGUCUCGUGAAAAGACGUAUUUUACUCAGAAAGAAAUAUUAAUCAUAAGUGUUGUGACAUACACAGUUACCUUAGGAUUUAUUAUUAGAGCUCUAAAAAUAAUCGCUGACGAUUUUUUAGUGUAGUUAAAGAUGUCUACUCCAGCUAGAAGGCGACUCAUGCGAGAUUUUAAGCGGCUCCAGGAGGAUCCUCCAGCCGGCGUCAGUGGAGCUCCAUCUGAGAACAACAUCAUGGUGUGGAAUGCAGUUAUAUUCGGUCCAGAGGGAACACCUUUUGAAGAUGGUACCUUCAAACUCACAGUUGAAUUCACAGAGGAAUAUCCAAACAAGCCCCCAACUGUGCGGUUUGUCUCAAAAAUGUUUCAUCCAAAUGUGUAUGCUGAUGGCAGUAUCUGCCUAGAUAUUCUUCAGAAUCGGUGGAGUCCAACUUAUGAUGUUUCUUCUAUUCUGACAUCAAUUCAGGACUUGACUUUAUAA